AUGUCUUCCUUUUCCACUGCCUAUCCCACUGAUGGUGAGGUGAUCGACAUUGGUGGUUCAUCCAUCAACCUCACCUUCGUGGACGACCAACUCCCCAAGGCCUUCCUUGGCAAGGGUGACUUCCCCAAGGAAGUCGCCUACACUUCUGGCAUGGAGAAGUGGAAUGCAAUUGCCGACAAGUCGUACCAGACUUCGGACGAGAUGGCUAUUAUCAAGGCUACUGCCAAGCAAGUUGUCCAGCAACUCAAGUCUGGAACUCACAUCAUCGAUCUCGGUGCUGCCAACAGCAAGAAGUUUGAACCUUAUGUUCACGAGUUCAUCUCCCAGGGCAAGGAGUGCGUCUAUGUCGCUCUUGACCUGUCUCACGCCUCUCUUGUCGAGCACAUCGCCAAGGCCAAGGCUACAUUCCCUGGUGUCAAGUGUAUUGGUCUUUGGGGCUCUUUCGAACAGGGCGACAUCUAUUUCAACAAGACCCGCCCUACUGCCCGCCUUUUCCUGUCUCUCGGCAGCAUCUUCUAUAACGCCCCCGACUCUAUGGCCAAGGAUCGUUGUGUCGAGUUUAAGCUCCACAUGACUCCUGUCGAUCGUCUCAUUGUCGGCCAGGACGGUCCUACCGGCGCUGAAGCCAGCCAGACCCACGCUGCCUACAACACCGUCGAGUAUGACGCCUUUUUCACCACCUACCUCCAAGGUCUUCAAGAUCACGCUGGUAUUGUAGGUGCUAACCCCAAGACUGCUUGGACUGUUGAGAGCAAGCUCAACAAAGCGAUGCAUUACUUCGAUGUCACUGCCAACCACGAAAUGCAGUGCACCAAGUUCAACAUCAACGUCCCCGCCGGCACUGUCUUCCAAAUGUUCAAGUCUUGGAAGCGUUAUGAGGCUGAGAUCCAUGAGCUUACCAACGAGAUUGGUCUCAACAUCGAGACUCUUGGCAAGGCUGAGAAUUCGGGUAUGCGUCAAUACCUCAUCAAGACUGCUGAGAACUAA
This is a messenger RNA of Fusarium odoratissimum NRRL 54006, 987 nucleotides long. RefSeq lists its product as uncharacterized. NCBI's taxonomy places the organism in Eukaryota, Fungi, Ascomycota, Sordariomycetes, Hypocreales, Nectriaceae. The record is from RefSeq and is a predicted model, not a curated record. The transcript has a single exon. The coding region runs from base 1 to 987 and encodes 328 amino acids.